UGUCACAGCCAUGGCGGUCCCGAGUGGGAAGCAGAUGUUGAGGUUCCUGUGCCAGUUCGGAGCGUUUAUCUUGACCCGUUUCGGCUUUUGGAACUGCUUCUGUAUGCUCAUGCUGUUCGCGGAACGAGCCGAGUCCAAAAGGAAGCCAGACAUCCUUGUGCCCUACCUGUACGUAGACAUGGGGGCGGCGGUGCUGUGUGCCAGCUUCAUGUCGUUCGGCGUGAAGAGGCGGUGGUUCGCCAUGUGCGCCGCCAUCCAGCUGGCCGUCAGCACGUACGCGUCCUACGCGGGCGGGCAGGUGCACUACGCCGAGUGGCUCAAGGUGCGCAUGUAUUCCAGAGCGCUCGCCAUCAUCGGAGGCUUCCUGAUCCUGGCCAGCGGGGCGGGCGAGGUGCACAGGCAGAAAGCACGCAGCAGGUCCCUGCAGUCCACAGGACAGAUCUUCCUGGGGGUCUACCUCAUCUGCAUGGUGUACUCUCUGCAGCACAGCAAGGAGGACAGGCUGGCCUACCUGGACCACAUCUGGGGGGGCGAGCUGGCCCUGGUCCUGCUGGAGGUCACGCUAGGCGCGCUGGCCCUGGCCUUCCUGUCGGGCUGCUACGUGCGGCAGGCGGCGCAGGUCCUGGCCACCGUCCUGCCGCUCCUCAUCCUGCUCACCGACGGCAACCUGAGCUACUGGCACCACACCCGCAAGGUGGAGUUCUGGAACCAGAUGAAGCUCAUCGGACACAACGUGGGCAUCUUUGGCGCCGUGCUCAUCCUGGCCACCGACGGCUGACCUUUUUAUUACUGGAACCGUGCUGUAAAUAUCCUGCGCUUUUUAUACGUGUGUUAGUUUCAUGUCAUUAAAAGGAACUC
Messenger RNA from Entelurus aequoreus (snake pipefish), 858 nucleotides. RefSeq names its product transmembrane protein 101-like. The transcript has 4 exons. Gene Ontology annotation, biological process: positive regulation of canonical NF-kappaB signal transduction. The record is from RefSeq and is a predicted model, not a curated record. Lineage: Eukaryota; Metazoa; Chordata; Actinopteri; Syngnathiformes; Syngnathidae. Bases 11 to 778 code for a protein of 255 amino acids.